AUUACACAUAAAUGCAGGUAAGAGUUCACGUGACGUGAUACUCGGAAGCACAACAGUUAUUUACACUAACAAAUACAGGCAGAGACUUACAAGACAUACACAAUGGCUAUGUACAUCAUCUGAGAACAUGCCAAGAUACGGAAACCCCACUGCGGAUACGGUAUCUUUCAAAAAAUGUAAGAAAUAUUAUCAUUUUUUGCAGAAAUAAAGUUUUAGUUUGGAGCCUGGAAGCAAGACUACAAUUCUGCUAGUUUGCACCUUCUGUAUUCAAAGAUACAUAAACGGACUCGGAAUUUCACAGAAAUACUUCAGAUUCACUUCUGAAAUUUAACUAUUGUGACUACAUUGUUAGAAACCUCGUAAAGCCAAGACUGGGGUUGUGGGGUUUUUUUCGGGAAAUACUUGGGCUGGAAAUUUUGCUCAGACCUGGAAACUGCAAACACCUACAGAGAAUCACAACAGUUUCCUUUGAUUGAAAGUUCAGCAAUAAUACAGAAAUAAAUAAAAAAAUCACAAAUCAGCUAAAUAAAGGUACUGUUAUUUAAUCAAUGUAGGAAAAAUCUUUUUUACUAACACAAUUGAUUUUCAAGCAUAAGAACAAACUGCGCGAGUCAUCUACAGCAAAAACUAAACCAUCCGCAGUCAGCUUGCUGCGCUGAGAAAACGCUGGAACUGCACUGGUUAUGAAACCUGGCGAAAUCAACACGUGGGUCGCCCGGGGGAAACGAGCCACUUGACGGUUUUGGGCGUUUUUGCUCACAGCUUCUGACUGCAACUGGGGGGAAUAACCUGGAUGUUACGUUUCGGCGGGUCAUCAUGUCAGGGGAAAAGACAUCGGUCGAUGUGGCCCGAAAGCGCAGAGCCGAGUCCGCGGCGGCGAGUGGCCGGAAAGAGCCGAAGCUGCUGCGAACAGAAGGCUGGCUGGUGGCGGAGGUGGACGGGCUGCGGCGGGCGGCCAGCGGCGCCGAGGUCAAUACGCAGCGGCUCCGCUUCUUGUCCCAAACUGAGAAGGUGAAGCAGGGAUCGCAGGGAGUGCUGUACUGGAUGUGUCGUGACCAGAGGGUGCAAGGGCCCCCAGUGUCCCAAGAAUGGCAUCUCAGUAUACCCUCUCUGUGUCACACCCCAGAUAACUGGGCACUCCUCUAUGCCCAGCAGCUGGCCCUGGCUGAGCAGCUUCCCCUGCACGUGUGCUUUUGCCUGAUGCCACGCUUUCUGGAUGCCACCAUCCGCCAGUUUGGCUUCAUGCUGGAAGGCCUGAGAGAGGUCGCUACGGAGUGCAGGACCCUGGAGAUACAGUUUCACCUGCUGCUGGGCGCCGCCGCCGAGGUCCUGCCGGGUUUCGUGAAGGACUGGGCCCUGGGCACCGUGGUGACGGACUUCUUCCCCUUGCGGGUUCCUCUGCAGUGGGUAGAGGACGUGAAGAAGGGGCUCCCUUUGGAUGUUCCCUUUAUACAGGUGGACGCCCACAAUGUGGUGCCCUGCUGGUUGGCUUCGGACAAGCAGGAGUACUCAGCCAGGACGAUGCGGGGGAAAAUCACCAAGCUGCUGCCUAAGUUCCUCACAGAGUUCCCCCCGGUGGAGAAACACCCACACUGCGCCCAGAGGCCCGUGGCGUCCGUGGACUGGGACAGGGCCCGGUCCUUUGUGAAGGUGGACCCGACCGUGGGGGAGGUGCAGUGGGCCCGGGCCGGGACCGCGGCCGGCAUGGCCACGCUGGAGUCCUUCAUCGAGCAGCGCCUCCACAGCUACGCGGCGCACAGGAACGACCCAAACUGUGCAGCCCUCAGUCAUCUGUCCCCUUGGCUGCAUGCUGGCCAGAUCUCGGCCCAGCGGGCGGUGCUGCAGGUGAGGCGGGGGGGCGCGCGUGGGAGCCCCUCAGUGGACGCCUUCGUUGAGGAGGCUGUGCUGCGUCGCGAGCUGGCCGACAACUUCUGCUACUACAACAGAAACUACGACUGCGUGGAGGGUGCGUACGAAUGGGCGCGGAUGAGUUUGCAGGACCAUGCCAAAGACCACCGCCCUUACCUCUACUCCCGUCAGGAGUUGGAGGGGGCCAGGACGGGUGACAAGCUCUGGAAUGCUGCCCAGAACCAGUUGGUAUUGGAAGGGAAAAUGCACGGCUUCAUGCGGAUGUACUGGGCCAAGAAGAUUCUGGAGUGGACCUCGUCCCCAGAAGAGGCACUGUCCAUCUCCCUGUAUCUCAAUGACCGCUACAGUUUGGAUGGAAAUGAUCCCAACGGAUAUGUCGGUUGCAUGUGGUCCAUUUGCGGUAUCCAUGACCAGGGUUGGAAGGAGAGGCCAAUCUUCGGGAACAUCCGCUACAUGAACUACAAUGGGUGCAAACGCAAGUUCGACGUAUCUGCAUUUGAGAAGCAGUAUGGUCCAAAACAGCUGAAAAUUUCCUGAGCUGUGGUGUGUGUUGGAUCCCUGUCCAGGGGGACCUUGUCGUCAUAGCAGGACCUGGAGUAAUAAGGCGUCACGCUCUCCAGUAUCUUGUUACUUUGUGUAAUUUUCUCGUAGUUCGGUGGCUACUAACAAAAUAGCUACCAGCGCAUACUAAGAGGCACGAGACUGGUGAAGCCAUUUCCCGCCAGUGUGUGUGAUUUUUGAAUAAUGGGAAAUUAACAGGAAAUUAAAACGAUGGCGAUCUGCUGUGAAGUCGGACACAGUUUGCCUGGGUGAACAUGGUCCUAGAGUGGAAAACGUAACAAGCGCAGAACCGCCGAGAAAAAUGGUGUUUUACUUUUUCAGUUUUAACAGUAGAUGGAUGACUAGAUGUGUGUUGUGUUACCAAAGCAUGAAACUAAGCGGACAUAGUAUGUAGUAUAUUUAAUAAAGUAAAAAAAACGUACUUUUACUACGA
Messenger RNA from Paramormyrops kingsleyae, 2863 nucleotides. The record is from RefSeq and is a predicted model, not a curated record. NCBI's taxonomy places the organism in Eukaryota, Metazoa, Chordata, Actinopteri, Osteoglossiformes, Mormyridae.